Molecule: messenger RNA, 768 nt
Organism: Oldenlandia corymbosa var. corymbosa
Lineage: Eukaryota; Viridiplantae; Streptophyta; Magnoliopsida; Gentianales; Rubiaceae
Source: the annotation of a GenBank genome assembly
AUGGGGUCAAGGGACCAUAGAUUCAAUGAAGACCAGUGGUCUGAUUCUACUGAAUCGCCACAAGGAUCUGAAUAUUCUGAAGAUAGGCGUGACGGGCCACUCAGAUCUAAUGCAGAUCCACCGUGGAGUACACCAGCCAUGAGGGGCCUAGUGGUUAAUAUGCCACGUCGCUUUAUGGAGAGAGCUCUUCAAAGGGUUACACAUGUGGUCAUUUGGGUGAGAUUUACAGGAGUCCCUAUGGAGUUGUAUGAUAAUGAGGCAGUAGAAAUGAUGGCGGCCAUAGUUGGAGGAGUAGAGGAUGUGGAGGUUGAUACAAUUCUCUGUGCAAAAGUAUGGGUCAACAUUGAUUGUCCUCUAGUUCCAGGGUUCUACUUGCGGGGAAGUGAAAGAAGAUAUACAAGAAUCCCACAGAGCUAUUUUCACAAAUAUCAUGUAGCUUGGUGUCCAAUAGGGUGGGGCCAACCAUGCAAUGGGUUCCGGUGUGCAAUAAUGGAGGAGGGGGAGUCGUCCACUGUAGACCCGGAGAUGGGAGGUGACCGGGGAAUUUUGCAGGUCCAAGGGGGUCAGAGGCGUGGAGUUGAGCAACUGGAAAGUGGCACUAACCAUCUUUGCCAGAGUACGUCCUCAAGACCACCGGGAUCAAGUGGUAAUCAUAUGGGGAAUAGGGAACCGAGAUGGGUAUCGGAAUCGAGAUCUGAAAGAUUACCUAAUCGGGAACAAUUACAUCAUCUAGGAGAGCUGACUCUGGAGAGGAUGAGCCAGUCUUGA